Molecule: messenger RNA, 810 nt
Organism: Dichomitus squalens LYAD-421 SS1
Lineage: Eukaryota; Fungi; Basidiomycota; Agaricomycetes; Polyporales; Polyporaceae
Exons: 3
Coding region: 1-810 (269 amino acids)
Source: RefSeq, a predicted model, not a curated record
AUGCCUGCCCCGGUGCGACAAUUUUUGAAGGCUGUUGAGGAGCAUGAGGACGCUGAUUCGUCCAGUGAUGGAGCAUUUGAUUUUGCAGAUGGUGACAAUCUCAUCUCGUUGUUGGAUGCAUUCGGAAUAAAUCCCUCAAGAGCUCCAAGCCCAGGCGCGCCUCGCAAAAAACGUAUGGCGUACAGCCUUCUCCAGCUCGCCCUUGCGGCUGCCUGGGAGGCAUAUCGACUCGACACCUCUGACGAGGCGGAGGAGAUUAUGGAUGAGGACUCUGUAGGGAGCAUUUUUUUGCCAGUUUGGGAUCAGUAUCAAGACGUUUGCAAGGUGUUUUGGAAUGCGCGCACAUCGCGCACCACCCGCCCUACUCCUGAAGAAACUCAGUGCGCGGCACCUCCGACGGUCUUUCUGCCUGUUGACACCACGCCUGACCCGCCCGUCUUACUGGCCCAGGCCGGCACUCUGCGUCUGCCCCUCGAGCCUGCUGUCAACACCAAGGACAUGCUCCCUCCCCAAGUGCCUGUCUUGCAUACAAUAGUAACCAAGCCAUCCCCACGCCGUAACCCCAAGACCUCGCGCGCCCCUCGCCAGCGACGCCAAGAGCAGAAUGGCCCCCUUGCGCCCUUCCGCUCUUCCGGUUGGACACGGCCCCGUACUCCACCCUUGUCUGCCCCCCCUUUCUUUUCACCCAGCCCCUCCAUUUGCAACACACCAUUGGCUGCGCCUCGCCAAUCUGCGGGUCCGUCAUGCUCUCAAUGGGAUGACUUCGCAACGUCUUCGUCUGGGUUCUCCUCGGCUCGCUCUCGCCCGUAA